AACCUUUUUCCUUCCCCAUCCCGUUCAUAUGGUGCGUUGACUUCCUCUGUCGCCGAUAAAGUGGAGCUAUCAUGGCGGAGCGCGUACAGCAGCCCCCGGCCAAGCGGCUCUGCUGUAGACCGGGAUACAAUUCAACAUGUAGGCAAGGACAGCGGGCCUCGGGGGCGCCGUGCGGAGCCUCUGCUUCCCCCGAGUCGAGUAAAACCCUGAACCCGGAGUCCCUGCUGGACAUCGCGGCGAGAAAAGUCGCGGAGAAGUGGCCGUUUCAAAGGGUAGAGGAGCGUUUCGAGCGGAUCCCGGAGCCCGUCCAGAGGCGGAUCGUUUACUGGUCUUUCCCGAGGAGCGAGCGGGAGAUCUGUAUGUACUCGUCGUUCAACACCGGGGAGGAGAUCGGAAGUAGCGGGGAGAGCAGCGACGAGACGCGGCUGCCGUUCCGACGAGGCAUCGCUCUGCUGGAGAGCGGCUGCGUGGACAACGUACUGCAAGUCGGCUUUCACCUCAGCGGCACAGUCAGGGAACCUGCAACCUCCUCGGAGCCCGAGCUGCUCUGCAACGUCAGCGUGAGCUUCGACCGCUGCAAAAUCACAGCAGUGACCUGCAGCUGCGGAAACAAGGACAUCUUCUACUGCGCGCACGUGGUGGCGCUAUCGUUGUACCGAGUACGGAAGCCCGAGCAGGUCAAACUGCGCCUGCCCAUCUCAGAGACUCUUUUCCAGAUGAACAGAGAUCAGCUGCAGAAGUUUGUACAGUACCUGAUCACAGUUCACCACACCGAGGUUCUGCCCACGGCUCAGAAACUGGCGGACGAGAUUCUGUCACAGAACUCUGAGAUCAACCAGGUUCAUGGAGCUCCAGAUCCGACAGCUGGCGCCAGCGUGGAUGACGAGAACUGCUGGCAUCUGGAUGAGGAGCAGGUUCAGGAACAGGUCAAGCUCUUUCUGUCGCAGGGCGGGUACCACGGCUCAGGAAAGCAGCUCAACUUACUCUUCAGCAAGGUGAGGGAGAUGCUGAAGAUGAGGGACUCAAACGGCGCUCGUAUGUUAACGCUGAUCACAGAGCAGUUCAUGGGCGACCCCAGACUGGUGCUGUGGAGGCAACAGGGGACGACCAUGACGGACAAAUACAGGCAGCUGUGGGACGAACUCGGUGCCCUGUGGAUGUGCGUCGUCCUGAACCCUCACUGCAAACCUGAGCAGAAGGGCUUCUGGCUCCUUCAGCUUCGCAGGUGGAACAGCAUGGACGUGUGCCCCUUGGAGGACGGUAACCAUGGCGCCGAACUGACCAAUCUGACCAACGCUCUGCCUCAGGGUCCCGCAGGCAACCCAGACUCACUGACCCGGCCUCACCGGACGGUCUUCACGCGAGCCAUUGAGGCGUGUGACCUGCACUGGCAGGACCCCCACCUGCAGCACAUCAUCACUAAGGACCAAUACACCAACUACUGUUACCAUGACAACCUCGACAGUUCCCUGUUUGACGCCCGGGGGUGGCCGCUGUGGCACGAGCAUGUCCCGACUGCGUGUGCCCGAGUGGACGCUCUGAGAUCGCACGGUUAUCCCAAGGAAGCACUCAGGCUCGCCAUCGCUAUUGUCAACACACUGAAGAGACAACAGCAGAAACAGCUCAGCUUUUUCCGCACACACAAAAAAGAGCUGCUACAUAAAGGUAUAACAUCCAUCACCAACCUGGAGGGCUGGGUGGGUCACCCUCUGGACCCCAUCAGCACCCUGUUCAGCACCCUGAUGGAGACGAGGCGAAGCAGGGAGGACGGAGCCAACACUUUGGUGGACUCCUCAGGCUCUCCGGGUUCAGGCAGAAGGGCAGAACUUCCUGUUUACCCAGCGCAGCAGGGUUUCUUGGAGGACGGCGAGUCGUUCGUGUCGCUGGCGGUGGAGACGGCUCUGAUCGGUUUGGGGCAGCAGCGCGUGAUGCCAGAAGGACUCUACGCUCAGGAGAAAGUGUGUCGUAAUGAAGAGCAGCUCCUCGCCAGGCUCCAGGAAGUAGAAUUAGACGACACGUUGGUGAAGAUCUUUCGGAAGCAAGCUACCGUCCUGCUCGAGGCUGGUCCUUACAGUGGUCUUGGGGAGUUGCUCUACAGAGAAAGCGUCCCCAUGCACACGUUUGCCAAGUAUCUGUUCACCUCCCUGCUACCUCACGACGCUGAACUGGCGUAUAAGAUUGCAAUGAGGGCCAUGCGGUUGCCAGUCCUCGAGUCCACGUCUCCCUCGGCUGACUUGUCCCGGCCUCACCACAUCGUGUCCGUGGUUCCAAACCGGCUCCCUCGUUGGUUCACUCUCAGCCACAUCGAGACACAACAGUGUGAGCUGGCAUCCACCAUGCUCACUGCUGCUAAAGGUGAUGCUCUCAGACUUCAAACAGUGUUAGAGUCCAUCCAGAAGAACAUCCACUCAGCAUCCCACAUCUUCAAACUGGCACAAGAUGCCUUCAAGAUUGCCACCCUGAUGGACAGCCUGCCUGACAUCACGCUGCUCAAAGUCUCCCUGGAGCUGGGUCUUCAGGUGAUGAGAAUGACGUUGUCUACCUUGAACUGGCGGAGGAGAGAGAUGGUGCGAUGGCUUGUCACUUGUGCGACUGAGGCCGGUGUUUUUGCACUAGACAGCAUCAUGCAGAGCUGGUUUACUCUCUUCACCCCCACUGAAGCCACCAGUGUCGUGGCCAGCACGGUCAUGUCCAACAGCACCAUCGUUCGCCUGCAUCUGGACUGCCAUCAGCAGGAAAAUCUGGCCAACUCCGCCCGUACCCUCGCCCUGCAGUGUGCCAUGAAGGACCCCCAAAACUGUGCCCUGUCGGCUCUGACGCUCUGUGAGAAGGACCACAUUGCCUUCGAGACGGCAUAUCAGAUUGUACUGGACGCAGCCGCCACAGGAAUGAACUACACACAGCUGUUUACGAUAGCGCGCUACAUGGAGCACCGCGGCUAUCCUAUGAGGGCUUACAAACUCGCAACAUUAGCAUUGACUCACUUGAACCUCAGCUACAACCAGGACACGCACCCGGCCAUCAACGACGUGCUCUGGGCGUGCGCUCUCAGCCACUCACUGGGGAAAAAUGAACUGGCAUCCGUUAUCCCCCUGGUGGUGAAGAGCGUGAAAUGUGCAACCGUCUUGUCGGAUAUUUUGCGCAGAUGCACGCUAACCACGCCGGGCAUGGUGGCUCUGCACAACCGAAGGAACUCUGGGAAGCUCAUGCCUCUGGAUAAGGCUCCCCUCAGGCAGCUACUGGACGCCACGAUCGGAGCUUACAUCAACACGACGCACUCGAGGCUGACACACAUUAGCCCACGCCACUACAGCGAAUUCAUCGAGUUUCUUAGUAAAGCCAGAGAGACUUUUCUCAUGGCUCAUGAUGGGCACAUCCAGUUCACACAGUUCAUAGACAACCUGAAACAGAUAUACAAGGGCAAGAAGAAACUCAUGAUGCUUGUUCGAGAGAGGUUUGGUUGACGGAGAACUUAACAACCAAAUCUGCCUGUUUUUACUUGAGUCUCCUUUUUUAUCCUCUUUAACUUGAAGUUAAAAUACUCCUAAAGCAACAUUCAUGCAAAUCCUAUUCCUUUGAUUUGGCACUGAAACGGCCAAAUGACCACAACUUCCUGAAGGCAAGUGGUUAGACUAUGAGGGAUAAAAGUUAGUCAUGACUUUUAAUGAGAUCCUUGGUUGAUUUAAGUCAGGGAUGUCAAACUCAGUCACAGCAGGGGCCGGAUUCUGGAUUUGGGUCUAACCUGAAAGCCUAACAGGGUAAACCUUCAACCAUAAACUUUCAUUCUCAUUUUCAUCAGAAAUGAAUUAUUGAAUUAUUAUGGGGUUAAAAAAAAACUUGGCACUCAUGAAAAAUGAUUUGGAGAUUAAACAAAGUCAAAAUUAUAAAUCU
Messenger RNA from Cheilinus undulatus (humphead wrasse), 3891 nucleotides. RefSeq names its product zinc finger, SWIM-type containing 6 (gene zswim6). Gene Ontology annotation, molecular function: zinc ion binding. Lineage: Eukaryota; Metazoa; Chordata; Actinopteri; Labriformes; Labridae. The transcript is spliced from 14 exons. The record is from RefSeq and is a predicted model, not a curated record. Gene Ontology annotation, cellular component: Cul2-RING ubiquitin ligase complex. The coding region runs from base 72 to 3464 and encodes 1130 amino acids.